Didymodactylos carnosus is the source of this 390-nucleotide messenger RNA. Lineage: Eukaryota; Metazoa; Rotifera; Eurotatoria; Philodinida; Philodinidae. The record is from the annotation of a GenBank genome assembly.
AUGUUCGCUCCCUCAUCACAUUCGAAUACAAAUGUCUCAAAAUUUGAAUUACUUUAUGAAUAUAUGAAUAGUACUGAUCCCCUUAUGAUUGGACUUGUUGAGACGUGGCUAGAUCAUUCGAUACCUAAAAGCGAUGUACCUUUACCUGGGUAUAAAUGUUUUCGUAAUAAUCGUGAUUCACCUGGUGGGGGAUGUGCAUUUUACGUAAAAGAUAGUGUACCGUUGAUUGAAGUAGCUAGAAGAAACGAUUUGAAAUCUGAAUGCCUAUUUAUGAAUGUUCUACUUCCUAAUAUUGGAAACACUCUUUUCGCUGUAUGCUAUCGAUUUGAAGAACCAGUAAGAAGCUUUCUUGACAAUUUACAAACAACAUUAGAAGAUUUGUCAGAGUAA